AUGUUGCAGGACGGAAUCUGUGAUAACGCUGACAUCUUAAAUAAUACUCCUCCUAAAAAGGUUAUUCAGGCCGACAAUGUUGACCUGACUGACAAGUCAUUGCAAGUUGACAUAUCUGACGCGUUGAGUGAGAAAGAUAAAGUUAAAUUUACGGUACAUACUAAGACAACAUUGCCGGAGUUUCAAAAAACUGAAUUUCUUGUUGUUAGACAACAUGAAGAGUUUGUUUGGCUGCAUGAUCGAUUUGAAGAGGAAGAGGAGUAUGCUGGUUACAUUAUUCCGCCGUGCCCACCAAGGCCAGAUUUCGAUGCGUCGCGUGAAAAAUUACAAAAACUCGGUGAAGGAGAAGGAAAUAUGACCCGAGAAGAAUUUACUAAAAUGAAGCAAGAAUUGGAAGCCGAAUACUUGGCGACAUUCAAAAAAACAGUCGCGAUGCACGAAAUGUUUCUGACCCGGUUGGCUCACCACCCAGUAUUCCGAAAUGACCAUAACUUAAGAGUCUUCCUGGAGUACGAUCAAGACUUGUGUGUCCGCGGUAAAAAUAAGAUCGAGAUAUUCGGAGGGUUGGUUAAAUCACUGUCAAAAACCACCGAUGAAUAUUAUUUGUCAGCUACUGUGAAGGAUGUAAACGAUUUCUUCGAUCAGGAGCUUACAUUUUUACACCAGUAUCAUAAUAAUUUAAAAGAAGCUACCACUCGCGCUGAUCGCCAAACAACGAAGCACAAAGACGUCGCCGAUUCUUACAUUAAAAUUUCUACAAAUUUACUGCAAGUUGCUUCCGAUGAAGAUCUCAAGCUAUCAGAUACGCUGAGAUAUUACAUGAGAGAUACUGCUGCUGCGAAGCGUCUGCUUUUCAGACGAUUGAAGGCUUUACACGCUUACGAAACUGCUAAUCGUACAUUAGAAAAAGCCCGUGCUCGUAACAAAGAUGUUCAUGCGGCACUGGAGGUUGCUGAGGCUGAAAAAGCACAAACUGAAGCUUGCGAAAAAUUCGAACAAAUGUCGGACAAAGGAAAAGAAGAGUUAACAGACUUCAAAACUCGGCGGAUAGCUGCUUUUAGAAAGAAUUUAAUUGAAUUAACUGAAUUGGAAAUUAAGCACGCAAAGACACAUGCUGACUUGCUCAAAAAAUGUUUACUAGUACUGCGAGAGGAAUAA
Molecule: messenger RNA, 1158 nt
Organism: Cotesia congregata
Lineage: Eukaryota; Metazoa; Arthropoda; Insecta; Hymenoptera; Braconidae
Source: the annotation of a GenBank genome assembly